AUCUAAAUGUUAAAUGUUAAAUCUAAAUGUUAAAUGUUAAAUCUAAAUGUUAACUCUAAAUGUGUCGCCAAGUGUAAAGCUAAAUAUUUAGAAAAUAUUCAAAUCCCCAAUGAAACCACGCCCGCUUCAAAUCGCGCGGCAAAGAUCGAGCGGCAAAGUCAAAGACAAAGACAAAGACAAAGUCAAGCAGGCAUGGCCGGAUCUCUGGGAGUCCUGGACAUCGAACGGGUGGUUAUUGCAGCUGUACGGGCUGCACUCCAGGGUGUAGCUCCCCCGGUCCAGUCCACAUCAGCAACGGUUUCAACACCAGCGGUGCCCAGUGCCUCAGGCACUUCCAACUUUGCCACCACCGUCACAUCACUGAGAUCAGCUCCUCUGCCAUCCAUCCCUCUACGUAAUCGGGCUCAAUCGGGAUACUUGAGACGAAGGAAUGUCAAAACAUACACGAAGGAUGUUGUAUGUUUAACUUUUUCACCGGGGGUAUCGGUCUUCAUUAUACCCAGAGGAGAAACUCGGACCAGGUUAGCUACGGCUGGCCUUGUUGGAAAAAUUUAUUUUUCCACAGAAUGGUCUGAAGACCAAGUGAGAGCUGAAAUAACAGCUAUCUUCAGUGGAGCAUUUGGCUUAUCAGAGCACCAGUCACUUCCAUUUCAGUUUUUGAGCACCAUCAAGGGGUGUAAAAAACUGAUGAUACCGAAGGUCACCUCCAAUUUCCCCUGGGGUGGUAAAGAAGUUGCCUCCGUCUGUUCCAGCACAUGCCUGUAUAUUAUGGCAGAAAUGGAAGUUCCUGCACAGAACUGUAGUGUGGAGCUGUCUGAUGACAGUGAUUUUGAAAGCCCGGUUGUACAACGAAGGAGAGUGACUCGGAGAGAUGCACCGUCCAGAGCCCAGAGCGAACACUGUGAGAGGCAAGAGAGGGUGGAAGCCAGUGCUCCUCCAUCCGAUGAUGGGAUGGACCUACAGGGACAGCGAGGGCCAAAUGAAGCUAUGAAUCACUUUGCAGUGACUCAGAGACAUGCACCGUCCAGAGCCCAGAGCGAACACUGUGAGAGGCAAGAGAGGGUGGAAGCCAGUGCUCCUCCAUCCGAUGAUGGGAUGGACCUACAGGGACAGCGAGGGCCAAAUGAAGCUAUGAAUCACUUUGCAGAUUUCAUUCCUAUUGAUAUUGAAGAAGAUGAAGCCAUUGAGGAGGCCAUCAGACGCAGUCUUUUAGAAGAGUCUGUGCAGCCCUUACAGGAUUCAAGGUUUGCAGAAAGUUUGAGCAUAGAAGAAAUGACAGGAAUUGUGAAAGCUCACAGUGAGAGGGUUGUCACAGAAGCAAACAGACCAAUCUACAUCAGCCGAGGGAACGUGUGGACAACUGCCCUCCGACAGUUUAGUAGACGGAAAUUCACUGAGUGCACCGAUCUGCUGUAUGUCACCUUUGCCAGUGACGAAGGCACCAACGAAGAUGGAGAAGACCUCGGAGGGCCACGGCGAGAAUUCUUCCGUCUGCUUGUGAAAGCCAUCUUCAAAGAGAGUGGAGCAUUUGAAGAGUCUCUAAAUGGCUUCACUCCAAGAAUGAACAUUUCUCAUGUGCAGAAUGGAGUGUACCGCACUAUUGGACAGAUGAUGUCUACCAUCAUCGUCCAGGGUGGUGAACCUUCAGCCCUCCUUUCUCCUCUGGUAGUGGACUACCUUCUGACAGGACACAUCUUUCAGUUGAAGGUCACUCCAGAUGAUGUAGCUGACAUGGAACUGAGAGAAGCCCUGAAGAAGGUUGAUCAAGCAUUAACCACAGAGGAGCUGGAGCAAGCAGUGGAAUGCUGUGACUCAUGGAGAUACCAACUCGAAGGUCUUCCGAACCCAGUCAGCAUGGACAACAAAGAUGCAUUUGUGCAGAAUGCAAUACUUUUCCAUGUCGUCAUUCAACGACAGAGCUGCUAUGAUCAGUUGAGGGUUGAGGGUUUGAAGUACUACGAGGUUCUGCCACUCCUGAAAGAAAGGCCUUGCCUUAGGGUCCUUCUUGAUAUGCCCGAAGAACCCAGUGAUGUCCCAGCAGAUGUUGUGGCUACCCUCCUGAAACCCAACUACUCUGUUCUGGGAAGUAACAAAAGACCAAGAGAGGAGUUAAUGGUGGUUAAGUUCAGAGAGUUUCUUCACUGUGUACAAGAGAAGGAGCUUGGGGAACAUCUUAACGGCAGGAACCUCACUGAGGCAGAAAAUGCGUUUAUCCUGACAUUGAAUCCUGGACACAUCCUAGCCUUUGCAACGGGAAGCAGCAAAGUUCCUGCAAUUGGAUUUUCUCCCAGUCCAAAACUGACUUUUGUUCAUGAUGACACAAAGCACCUCCUCAUUGCUCACACCUGCUCAAAUGAGCUUCAGAUCUUUGUUAAUAGAAAGAAUCUGGCAGAUGACGAUGAAUUUGAUUACAAUUGUCUGGUGGCUCUCAUGAAUGGUUACAUUUUUAGUGCUGUGUAGUCUCGAAAAAAAAUGCUUGGACUGUACAUUUGGAGCCCAGAUCUUUUAAUGGGUGGACUUGUUUAGAAUCUGGUGUAGCAUGUUGUUUGAGUUAAAAUGUUGUUUCGCCUAAACUCUGAUCUGAACUAUGUGUCAUAUAUAGUUUGGACGACAGUUUACUCGUGUUUUUAUUAAUUAUUCUCAGGUGUGUUGUCUAUAUUUUUUUUAAAAUAAAAUAUAUCUUUGCACACGA
Gadus morhua (Atlantic cod) is the source of this 2692-nucleotide messenger RNA. RefSeq lists its product as uncharacterized. Gene Ontology annotation, cellular component: Golgi membrane; nucleus; cytoplasm. The record is from RefSeq and is a predicted model, not a curated record. Lineage: Eukaryota; Metazoa; Chordata; Actinopteri; Gadiformes; Gadidae. Bases 34 to 2460 code for a protein of 808 amino acids. Gene Ontology annotation, molecular function: ubiquitin protein ligase activity. Gene Ontology annotation, biological process: protein polyubiquitination; ubiquitin-dependent protein catabolic process; membrane fusion. The transcript is spliced from 12 exons.